This is a messenger RNA of Pocillopora damicornis (cauliflower coral), 433 nucleotides long. RefSeq lists its product as uncharacterized. The record is from RefSeq and is a predicted model, not a curated record. NCBI's taxonomy places the organism in Eukaryota, Metazoa, Cnidaria, Anthozoa, Scleractinia, Pocilloporidae.
AUGUGUCGCCUCAUUUUUAUUCUACAGCUAUACUUUUGCAUAAAGACUGUAGCUCAAGACGGUGAUUGUCGUAUUCUGGAAUUUAAGCCGGAUUUGAAAGAUUUUUCUUUGCAAGGUUUCGUUAUCAAGAGCUUCGAGGUACAAAGAGAAAGUGACUGUAAAGCGAGGUGCUUUCAGGAACACAACUGUGUUUCUCUCAAUAUUGGUCCCUCGGGAAACAAUGGAGCUUACUUGUGUGAACUGAGUGAUUCUGAUCAUGAGAUGCACUCUGAGGCGCUCAAGCCAAGAGAUGGCUUCACCUAUCACUCGACUGAGAACGCUUGUGUGAAGAAUCCCUGCCUUCUUCAUCAGUCUUGUCAAAAUGGCUUCACGGAUAAAGGCUACCGGUGUGUAGGUAAAGGUAACAUGACUCAGCUAUUCUUAAUCCAGUAAA